Molecule: messenger RNA, 1125 nt
Organism: Cladophialophora carrionii CBS 160.54
Lineage: Eukaryota; Fungi; Ascomycota; Eurotiomycetes; Chaetothyriales; Herpotrichiellaceae
Exons: 1
Coding region: 1-1125 (374 amino acids)
Molecular function (GO): catalytic activity
Source: RefSeq, a predicted model, not a curated record
AUGUCCUCUGCACCGCCCCUCGCGGGCCUCAAAGUCCUGGAACUAGGCGGUCUGGCUCCGUCUCCCUUCGCUGGUCUCAUCCUGGCAGACUAUGGCGCCGACGUUGUGCGCGUGGACCGGACAUUCGAAGUCUUCGGCCCACCACGCGACACGCUCUGUCGACGAAAGCGGUCCGUGGUGAUAGAUUUCAAGGACGCCCCUUCGCGGCAGGUAUUCUUGGAAUUGGUCAAAAUCGCCGACGUGCUGAUCGAUCCGUAUCGACCAGGUGUCAUGACCAGGCUGGGCCUUGGGCCGGAGACGCUAUGCCAGCUGAAUCCGCGGUUGAUCUACGCUCACCUUCACGGCUUCAGACCGGAGGGCGUGUAUGGGCGACGAGCAGGCCACGAUAUCAACUAUCUCGCCGCCGCGGGGAUCCUGUCGAUCUUGGGACGAAAAGACGAAAACCCGGCCCCUCCCGCGAACAUUCUGGGAGAUUUUGCAGGCGGCGGGCUGGUCUGCGUGACGGGCAUUCUGUUCGCGCUGCUCCACCGCCAGGCCACGGGCCGCGGACAAGUCGUCACGACGAAUAUGGUGGAUGGGAGCGCAUACCUCGCCACUUUCAUGAGGCAGCAACAAGGGCACCCGAAUAAUGAUCGGCCCAGGGGCGAGAAUCUUCUCGAUGGGGCGGCGCCGUUCUAUGAGGUAUACAAGACGAAAGAUGGCAGAUUUGUAGCUGUCGGGGCUCAAGAACCCCAGUUCUACAGGAGUCUUCUGCAGGGGAUGGGACAGGACGAGAAGGAAAUGCCCGAGCAGUGGGAUCGCGUGCAUUGGCCGAGGACGAAAGAGCUGUUCACCAAGGUAUUCAAGCAGAAAACGAUGGAUGAGUGGCGCGCUGUCUUUGACCACACCGAUGGCUGUGUGACGCCGGUCUUGAACAUGGAUGAGACGGAACAGCCCUUCAAGCCGCUGGUCGACUUGUCGGCUUCUCCGAGUCUGGAUGUCUCGGUGCAGGAGUCAUACCCGGAGCUGAAAAAGGGCGCUGGGGCCGAAGACGUCUUGCGGGAAUGGAUUCCGAAAUCAAGGUCGUCAGUUGAUAUAGAUCCCUCGUCAAAGCUGCUCCGCAUGAAGCACGCCGCAAAGCUAUAG